ACAUGGUCUCCGCCCCUUUGCCACGUUUUUUCUUCUUGUUCACCCACACCUGCCUCACCUUUCUUCAUAUCGGUACCCUCGUCUUGUGACAUACCGCACUAAGCUACCUCCUGCAUCAUGUUCUUCCCCUUGAAAUUUUGGAGUGUUCCUCUCACCGUAGCCAUCUUCGCAAAUUCAGUCAACAGCUUAGCCAUGGAGUUACCUCGAGAAGCCGCCAAUGCUGUUCUCCCAAAGGAUUGCGCAAGUGUCUCCAGGUUUCCUCCCCUCUCGCCUACUAUCGGUAACCUGAGCGCAUCGCAAGCAGAGCAAUAUACAGUUAUCGACAAUGCUUUGACAAGAUUUUAUGGCAAUACUAUCGUUACCAAGAAUCCUGACGGCUCGUUCACGGGUCCCUUUGGUCAACUCAUGUAUGUGUUAUCUCCCCAUUCUUAAUGAUACUUUCUAUUCUCGUUCUAGAAACAUUCUAACGAUAAUUUAUAGGUAUACCACACCGACUGUCGUUCAGAAUUUCAUCAACUUGAAUGUUGGCGUAGCACAAAAUCUGCCCGCCAGCGAAAAUGAAGCAUGUGUUCUGGCAAUUCUAUCAGUCAUCAAAGCUCCUUUUGCCAUUUAUGCACACACCAUCUUAGGCCAGAAGGCUGGCUUCACAUUGAAGCAAGUCAAGUCUAUGCUGGCUGGGAAAUGCCCAUACGAUGUCACACCUCGUCAAGCAGCAGCCUAUAAACUGGCCGUCAAGAUCACCAAUUUGAGGGGUCCAUUGGACUCUGCAAGCUUCGAUGAAGCCGUUUCUGUGCUUGGUCGCGUUGGUGUCGAAGGAAUCACUCAGCAAACUGCAACAUCUUUGCUUGCUGUUAUUAUGCUGAAUGUUGGGGAUAUUGGUGUACCUGUGAAUGCUUAGAUGGAGUGGUGGAGAUUAGAUGAGGUUAGAUGAGGGUCAUAAUGAUCAUAGUACACUGCCACGUUAAUGACUGGGGUUGAUUUGCCAUAAAACCAAUUACUUAAUAUAUGGUGCUUUACCUUCUAUUAAGAACGGCCCGCAGGCUGUAUCCAUCGUGCUGUCCAUUUCAAUUUGAAGCCACAAAGCAAGGUUGAAAUGUUCUGCCACCGGAUAUUCCUGAUACUCCGCUCAAUCACCUUUCGGAGGAAUUCACGUCUCUAGUGACAAUCUUGAAUCCUACAUGGUACUGUUUCCCCCUUACCCUUUGCCAAGAGGUACCGUGGUAAAUCGUCUCUUAGGAGGAGGCGAGAGCCUUUGAGUGGAGCACGGGGCAGUGUCUCGUAGUGUGAACUAGAAAGUCCUACCGUGGUAAAUCGUCCUUUAGGAAAAUGGAUGGAUGUGAUAGGGGGGGGUUGUGGAUAUGUUUUGUACGCUCCGAGCCACUUAUAGUAGCUAGUAUUCUGCGGCGAAGGCCUUCUUAUGCGUGAAAGAUCGCGACCAGCUUGUUCUACC
Hymenoscyphus albidus is the source of this 1450-nucleotide messenger RNA. The record is from the annotation of a GenBank genome assembly. NCBI's taxonomy places the organism in Eukaryota, Fungi, Ascomycota, Leotiomycetes, Helotiales, Helotiaceae.